AACAGUAGAGAUAGAGACUUGGAAACCAAGAGAGAGAGAGAGAGAGAGAACAACACGAUAAAUCUACAAACUACACUAGUUUCAUCAUAAUAGUUAGCAAAGGAAAUAUGAAAAAGUAGCAAAGUGGAUAUGAAUUUUUCGCAGACGCAAAAUGAUCCAGAGCAAUCGUCGUUGCAAGUCGUGACGCAGUAUUGAAAACGCGAGACUAAUUAUCAAGGCACGAGACUACGACGAAUCUCAUUGAAAGCGCGAAGGUGAGCGCUUUUGAGUUUUCGAUCGCUUCUGUGACUGCAUUUUCGCAAUAGUGGAACAGAUCGUGACUAUCCUAAACAUAGGUUCGUGAAAUGGAUGAGGAAGUCAAAAAUAUGUACGUGUUCGAGCCGUACGUAAUUGUCGAACACGAGACGGACGGGCAAGAGCGUCCGAAGGCACGUAGUGGUCACCGUAUCGCCUGCGACCAUCGGAAUCUCUAUUCGUACGGUGGUUUCAAUCCGUGUGUAUCUGACACCGACCCUGAUAUGCGCGAUGAUCCAACGUGGAUCAUCAGCAAGCCGUUGUUCAAAGAAUUGUGGCGAUUUAACUUAGCAAGUGAACGUUGGCGACGAUUGCCUGCCCAAGAAACCAUGCCUAACGAACUAGCCUCAAACGCUAUGAUCUUACGCGGCAACAUACUCAUGGUAUAUGGUGGUACAGGUGUGCCAUUUGGUGAAAGUUGUAGCAAUCAAUUUUAUAUCUGUAAUGUGGACGAUGGUGCGAUGAAACUAGUGCCAGCCUCUGGUGAACUACCUGAGCCUCAAUAUGGACAGGCACUGAUAUGUUAUGGUCCUUACCUGUACACUGUUGGUGGCACCACAGGCUAUGAAUAUACUUGCGAUAUUCAUCGAUUUGAUCUAAGAACUGGCAUCUGGGAAACAGUGUACGUUUGUUUGGGCAGAGACUCAUUAGAGCCACCAGGCAGGUACCGUCAUGAACUCGCAUUUGAUGGUGAGAUGAUCUAUAUCUUGGGUGGUGGCACUUCUAUUGAUGCCUUUGGUUUUUCAGAAAUCCCAGCAUUCAAUCUACGGUCCAAUAAGUGGAAGAUAUUGAGCACACAUGGUGACAACGAUGACAACACAGUACCAGCACCAAGACGCUGUCACGGCUCUGUUCAGUAUAGAGAUGAAAAAACCGGUGCUACUGUAGUUGUUAUAUCAGGUGGCUAUGACGGCGAUCGUGUCUUCUCCGAUGUUUGGCGGCUAGACCUCAGUACGUUACAAUGGACGUGUUUAAGAAAGUGUAUUCUGCCCUGUCCAGUGUACUUUCAUUCAGCAGCACUCACCCCAGAAGGUCGUAUGUACAUAUUUGGUGGUAUUAUCAAAGAGAACAACACGAUACAGAGGACGAAUGCUGUUCUGUCCGUCUGGCUAACGAUCCCAAAGCUAUCAGAGAUUUGUUGGCAAGCAUUAAAUCACUAUUGGUUGGAUCUGCGAAACAGAUCGCCGGACGAAUUACUGCACAUCGGAAUACCCUUGAAAUUCGUGCAAAGACUUGAUUCCUACGACUCGUGAACAACGUGAACACGAGUAACAUUUUCCUCAGUUCUUCCCUGAAUCUUCAGCUGCAGCUUUUCUAAAGCUCGCUAUAUACUCUGAAGCAGGGAUUCUUAAUCUGAAAUUUCAGAUUUCAGAGAUUUUUAUGGCAUUCAUGAAUAUAUGUCAAAAGAGAUCUGCGGAAUUAAGUGAAAAAUAUAUUACUUUUGACCGGUUUUACAUUUUCUAGUCUAACUAAAUUUAGCAGAUAUUUUUUUCUUUAUUUUAAUUUUAUUUUGACAACUUUUACCACACAUAUAACUUUAAUAGAAUUAUUGUUGUACUUAUUUUAAUAAAAAUUAUCUGUGCUUUAUAGUCUUUAUAUAUGUAAUUUUAUGUAUACAAAAGCAUUCUGAAAUUUCACUAAAUUGCCAAAGAAGUCCAUGGCACAAAAAAAUAUUAAGAAUCCCUGCACUAAAGCAUUCGAUCACGCUUAGAUCAUGAUAUUUAUUGGUUUGCAUCUCUAGCACUUUUUUUUUUGUACUAUAUUGAUUAUAUAAUGUCAGUGGAGAGAAAAUUUAUUUCAUCAAUCUAAUUUAUUACGCAUACAAAUUAUAAUGGACCACUUACGAAAUAAUAGGCUUCUCUUUCUCGAAUCUAUAUUCCGGCAUUAUCUCUUUUGCUACGUAGGACAAUAGGUACGUCGUCAAAAAGAAGUUUCUUAGUUACGUACACCGUAUAUACACGUCAUAAAACCGCUUAUAACUGGCGGACAUCGUAUAUACGGCGGCGCAGUGGCCGCAAAAUCAGCAUACAUAUUUAUAGGAAUCUAAUGUCAAAACACAACACAAUUGCGGUCUCCACAUAUUUAUGAUGUGAAUUUUCUGUCUCAUUUGAAUUGGUCAGAAUUUCUCAAUCCAUACGCGUGCAUUUCACAAUCGAAUAUCGUGCCACAUACAGGGAACACUUUUUGGUUGAAGUGUGCCGUAGCGAAAGGGUUAAUUUAACUCACGUUAAAUUACUGUGAGAAUUCUAUUUUCUCGGUAUUAUAGAUGUCGCGUUGGUCCACACGGCAUUAUCUUUGUGCAAAAAGUGUACAGAUAAUAAUUAUGAUUAUUGUGAUAAUAAUGAGUACAGAGUUAUAUUUAUAAAGUAUAUAUAUAGUUCGUUAUAUUAGCAUUAUAUAUAUAUAUAUAUAUAUAUAUAUAUAUAUAUAUAUAUAUAUAUAUAAAAUAUUGUACAGUGUACUAAUUACGCCUUCUUGCUGAAGCUGUGUACAUUGACAUCAUUAUAUAUCUUCACUUCUACUCACUUCUCUCUCUAAGAAUCUUAGAAUCGAGAUUACUGAUAAGGUGGAAUUCUGCACAGAGAACGCACGAAAUUGAAUGUUGGAGCGGAGACUGCAGAGUUCUACUUUUACGGAUGUUUAUCCGCAGUGCCUAUAUAGGGCGACCGAUAAAUCGCCAAAAUCACUCGUUCGGCAAAUUGAGCCUCAAGAGUCACGACCGAGGAUCGAAAUCGAUACACAAUUUUGCAGUGAAUUCGAUCGUUGAUAUGACAAGCACGCAUGGAAAAUUAUGAUUAUCCUAACUAUCGUGUUUUGCGAUGUUUUGUGUUUACUCGCGAAUAAACAUUAGAAUUAUUAUCGCCUGCCUGUGAUAUGCAAAAGUGAAUUUAGAUAUUCCAUUUUUGAUCCUUGGUCUCGACUACUUCUCUUGUCUUGGAAAUGUCUUUUGGAAAAUAAAUCGCGGAAAUGGUUGCACAAUAUGGAAUCAACACCGGAAAGUGAUCUUUUGCUAACUUUUAAACAUUUCGAUUUUAGAACGUUAUCGUACGUAAAAUCGAUCGAUACUUUUCAUAUUAGCAUUCUCGUCGCAUGAUUUACUCUUUCUUUAAGACAAUUAUUCAGAUAUUAUAAAUCGUUUUAAUUCACGAUGAAAUUUUCUAAACUCCGAAGAGCCUUGAGUUUGUUUGAAGAUGAAUCUCGACACGUAUUGUUUUUACGUGCAUACGCUAACGACGACGUAAGUAGAGAACUCUAGCGUUCUAGGAAAAAGAUGUUGAAAAUCGAUUUCUAUUCUAGCGUUAUAUCAAGGGUAUACCAAGGCUAAUCGGUGAAUCGUGUAACAACCGUGCAAAUAAAGUUUGCGCCGCGCAAAGCAGCGAAUGCGAGUUUGAAUUAACUAUAAAAUUCAACUGAACGUGUUACCUCGGAAGAUCAAAGUACGUAUCUCGUGAGGCGGCGAAUUAAAAAUCUCAAUCUAGACAAAUUACGUCUACAAUGUGUUUCAUAAUUGGUGUACGAGAUGUUGUAGUCACGUCACAUUCUUUAGUUAGAUGAAUAUCUACUUUGAAUUUGAACGCAAUACCACUUUUAUUCUUCCCAGUCAUUCUUAUUUCCUUCAACAAGGUCUACUCCUGACGGAUUGACAUAACUUUGUAAAAAGAGAUAGCUAUUGCUGAAUCUUCUUCUGGGUAUCUAUUAUGGACUUCUUCGGAAUCAAUUCCGAUCGGAAUAAUUCCGUUUCCCCUAGAAAAGACAAUAGAAAUCUAGGAAAUAACUGAAUGUUUCCGAUCGGAAUUGAUUCCGAAGAAAUCCAUAAUAGGUACCCUGAACUAUCUUCCAGUUUAGAAGCAAUAAGAACAAUUGAUCCGAGUAUCCUUGAGUGUGAGACCCUGAAAUGUACGUUAGUUAUAAAUCACACUGCGUGAUAUCGCACGUCAUAAUUGCGCAGUAGGAUCCCACGAUGCUGUUUACUUAACUAUGUUAAUUGCAUAUAUUUAGCCGGUCGACUGAUAUAAAGAUAGAGAACGAAAGAAAGAGAGAGAAAAGGUAAAUACCGAAAUAUGGAAACGAGAAAUACAGAAAGAUCAAAUCUCCCGAUUCGGGCAAUUUUCCUUCGCAAACUAGCGCGUUGCGCCUUCGAAUAGCUGAAAAUAGAAGCGCAGGUGUUCCAUUAAAUUUUCAUUUACUUCGUGACAUUGUCGUUCUCUGCGUGCUCAAUUUAAAACAUAUAAAUGUCAGCGACCUGAGGCCAAAUUUCAUCCAAUUGUAUUCUCAGUGUCUCAUGUUUCGAUGGAACUUUACAUAUAAUUAUACUACGUGUGUCGUUUUCUCUUUCAA
Messenger RNA from Odontomachus brunneus, 4632 nucleotides. RefSeq names its product kelch domain-containing protein 10 homolog (gene slim). The record is from RefSeq and is a predicted model, not a curated record. Lineage: Eukaryota; Metazoa; Arthropoda; Insecta; Hymenoptera; Formicidae. The transcript is spliced from 5 exons. The coding region runs from base 345 to 1547 and encodes 400 amino acids. Gene Ontology annotation, molecular function: protein binding. Gene Ontology annotation, biological process: positive regulation of stress-activated MAPK cascade.